Molecule: messenger RNA, 2099 nt
Organism: Colletotrichum scovillei
Lineage: Eukaryota; Fungi; Ascomycota; Sordariomycetes; Glomerellales; Glomerellaceae
Product: PX domain-containing protein
Exons: 1
Coding region: 431-1546 (371 amino acids)
Biological process (GO): vesicle fusion; intracellular protein transport; Golgi to vacuole transport
Cellular component (GO): endomembrane system; SNARE complex
Molecular function (GO): SNAP receptor activity; phosphatidylinositol binding; SNARE binding
Source: RefSeq, a predicted model, not a curated record
CGAAAGGAGAGACAAGAAACCUCAGACAUUCCCCCGAAACCUUUUUUGGACCUGACGCAAACAAGUGACCAAGGCCAUCAUUCCGACCACCAAACACAGAAAAAUACUUGACCAGUACGACGGCUGCCUUUUGUUAUUUUGCGAGCCAUCUCAUUUCCUCAACAUCAUCUAACCUCCGACCCCAAUAGACGACCUCCAGAAGAGCGACAAGAACAACAGAGCAUCCAUUCCCUCCAUCUCUACAACCCGCCAUUGAGGACUAGAGCUACGAUACAGGCCACCAAGCUCGUCCGAGCCUUCCUCCCGCCUCGUCCAAACCCGACAAACAAUCCCAUCCCCCGCUCAUCGCCAAUCUUCGAAAACAAAACUCUCUUCUCUACACAACUUCCCGCCUCAAACAAACCACAACAACACAUACCCUUCACACACAAUGGCGCCUCCCGCCGAAAUCUCCAUCCCCUCAACCAUCCUCUCGACCGGCGAAUCGAAACCCUACACCCUCUACAACAUCACCCUCCGCCUGCCUCUCAAAUCCUUCGUCGUCCAAAAGCGCUACUCCGACUUUGCAACCCUCCACCAGACCCUCACCUCCCUCGUCGGCGCCGCGCCCCCCAACCCCCUCCCGGGCAAGUCCUGGUUCAAAUCCACAGUCUCCUCCCCGGACCUCACAGAACAACGCCGAAAGGGCCUCGAAUCCUACCUCCGCGCCAUCGCAGAGUCCCCCGACCGCCGCUGGCGCGACACCUCGGCCUGGCGCACCUUUCUCAACCUCCCCAGCACGGGCGUCGGCAGCACAGGCAACUCCGCCGCCAGCGCCCACGGCCUCAUCACCAGCGGUCGCGCCGGCGCCGCCGACCCGACGACCUGGCUCGACCUGCACCGCGAGAUGAAGAGCUGUCUCCACGACGCGCGGAAUCAGCUCGCGAGAAGGGACGGCGCCGUGGAUAGCAACAACACCUCUGCCGCCGCCGAGGCCGGGGCCGCUGCCAAGAAGGCGCUGGUCAAGGCUAAUACGCUGGUGAGCACCCUCGCGGAUGGGUUGAGAGCCAUGCAGGAGGGCGGACGGCUCGGAGACGGUGAAUUGCGGCGCAGGAGGGACUUGCUCUCCUCCGCUCGCGUCGAAAGGGAAGGGCUCGACAAACUCAGCAACAGCAUGGCGCAAGGAAACAGCAGAAACGGCGGCGGCGGACCCGGCGGACGGGAAGGGUGGGCCGCGGCGGGCGACAAGGCCGCAUUAUUGGGGAGGAGUGGCGGCGGCGGUGGGGCGAGAACCGGCGGACGGGUCCUGGGUGCCCCGCUGCCAGAGACGGAGCGGACGCGGGAGCUGGACAACAACGGGGUCGUGCAGCUGCAGCGGCAGAUGAUGAGCGAGCAGGACGAGCAGGUGAAUACCCUGGCGGCGAUUGUGCGGCGGCAAAAGGAGAUUGGGCUGCAGAUCAACGAGGAGGUGACGGAGCAGACCAAGAUGCUGGACCGGCUGAACGAGGACGCUGAUCGGGUUGGGGGCAAGAUUGAUGUCGCCAAGAAGCGGAUCAAGAAGUUUUGACGCGGGUCGCUGUCAGAGGAGGGGGUUGAGGAAGUAGGGACGGUGAUUGUGACGGGUACGGCGCCUCGGCCUACAGCGGCACCGCCGUUGGUUGUCGCGGGCGGUUUCGCUGCCCGGUCCGUGGUCGCUGUCCUCGGUGUCGUGGUGUGGUUUCUUUGGGUCGGCGGGCGGGUAUUGGAUUCUUUUGCGUGGUGCCUGGAGUUUGGGUCCGUCUUGUUGGUCGCGCGGGCUCGUCGAUGAAAUUCAUCUUUACCAUACCCUUCGUUCGGUGUGAGGGAUGGUUUUUCUUGCCGCGACAGUACAACGACGUUUUACGUACGCGAGUACGAUGGAGGGCUUCUUUUUUUCUCGACAAUUUUACAUACUUUGCAACAAUAGCGAUUUCAACUCAUUUUUAUCUCUGAUCAAUUCCUCCAAGCUUUGCUCUCUGUUGUUUGUUUUUGCAAGUUGAGAUUGGAAAUACCAGUGUAUCUUGCCUUAUGGUAGUUCUAGCUUGGGAGUUUAAUUUCUAUCUAGAUUGAUGCUUACUCAUUCAUGAUUACAUUGUCCACCC